Molecule: messenger RNA, 1209 nt
Organism: Anopheles coustani
Lineage: Eukaryota; Metazoa; Arthropoda; Insecta; Diptera; Culicidae
Product: pickpocket protein 28-like
Exons: 4
Coding region: 1-1209 (402 amino acids)
Biological process (GO): sodium ion transmembrane transport
Cellular component (GO): membrane
Molecular function (GO): ligand-gated sodium channel activity
Source: RefSeq, a predicted model, not a curated record
AUGAUAUUCAAAGCAUACAUCAGAUGGGACCAGAACCCAAUCAUAGUUUCAUUCAGUGAGAAAACUACGCCUGUCCGGGAAGUGCAGUUUCCAGCCGUCACCAUUUGUCCGGAAACGAAAGUACAGGCGGAGCAGUUAAACUUCACUGAAGAAAUUAAUGGAUUGUAUGAUAAAGAGGAAGAUGUUGACGGUGUUUAUAACCCUUACACAAUUGGUCAGUUGAAGGCCAUAUCACAGGUUUGUGCUUCUCAGUUCUACAAGGAUCACUUAAGUUCGUUCAAUGGAACCGGUGAAAUGAAUGUCGUGAAUAUACUGAAGAAUCUUUCCCUGGACCGGGAUGUAGUUGUCGACAACUGUGGAUAUGGUGACGAAGCAUGCGACCUAUACAUGAAGGACACGGUCACCGAAGCAGGGCUCUGCUAUUCGUUUAACAUGCUACCCCAGAGCCAAAUGUUCCGUAAGGGUGUACUUCAUAACGAACACGCGUACGUUGAAGAUUGGGAUACAGCUAAAAUCGACGGAGAUCAAAUUCCGUUGCAUGCUCUUGGUACAGGAACUACUGACAGUUUGUGGAUGUACCUCGCAACAAGCAAAACGGACAUCGAUUACACCUGUGCAGGAGAUUUGCAAGGGUUUACAAUGACGUUGCACGAAGCCAGCGCGUAUCCUACAAUGGCCAAGCGGAGUCUUUUCAUCCCAUUAGACCACCGAGUGCAGAUUGCCGUGAAGCCUCAGAUUAUCACAACAUCGCCGUCAGCAGCUGAAUAUCAUUGGAGCAAACGACAAUGCUUCUUCAACACCGAGCGUUAUCUUCAGUUUUUCAAGAUAUACAAUCAGGACAACUGUGAGCUUGAAUGUCUGACCAACAUUACUUUGGCCGUGUGUGGCUGUGUUCGAUAUUCGAUGCCACGGGCUCACGGCUCAGACGUGUGUUCCUUCAAUAAGUUGGAUUGCAUGAAUCACGCUUUCAUCUUUUUCAGGUUCAUUUCAAGUUUCGAUGUUUAUUUUAAAGAAUCACAGUUCAUCGCAUCGCGUCGAUCGGAGCUGUAUGGGAUUGUGGACUUUAUCGCCAACUGUGGGGGUCUACUGGGGCUGUUUAUGGGUUUUAGUAUUCUGAGUCUUCUGGAAAUAUGCUAUUUCAUUACAAUCCGUCCAAUUUCGUUGAAAAAAAUUAUUAAUAGAGAAUCCGAUCUCGAGGCAGCAAGGUAA